GUAAAAAUGGCUCUUUCAACUAGUGCUAAUUUCAUUAAAUAUUUGUUAUUCUUAUUUAACUUUUUCUUCGCGAUCACGGGCGUAAUUAUAAUGGCCGUGGGUUUGACGGUUCAAGGAGCGUAUCACAAUUUCCGGGACAUUCUCGAUGCAAAAUUUUUCAGCAUUCCCACCUUCCUGGUGGUGAUCGGAUCGUUCAUCUUUGUGAUUGCCUUUUUCGGGUGCUGUGGCGCUUAUAAGGAAAAUUAUUGCAUGACCCUUACGUUUUCGGUCCUGUUGAUUUUGAUUUUCAUCCUUGAACUGGCGGCUGGAAUCAGCGGAUAUGUGCUGCGCAAUGACACCAGGGAGCUCGUUAGCAAUGCGCUUAACUCUUCGAUGAAGAGCUAUGGUGGAGAUAAUGGUGGUGAUAUUACAUUGAUUUGGGACGAGAUUCAGGUCGACUUCGAUUGCUGCGGAGUUUAUAACAGCUCGGAUUGGUCGCGUGCAAAUCCAGCAAAGUUUAAUGAAACAUUCCUUCCGAUGACCUGCUGUCGGAAACAGACGGGUGCCGUUGGAUACGUAUCUUGUCCGGAUCCGAACAGUGCUACUCUGCGCAAAACUGGAUGUAUCGAUUCUUUCGGUGACUUCAUCAAGGCGCACGCUGUAAGCCUAGGGGCUGCCGGUAUAGCACUGGCUGUUAUUCAGUUCUUUGGUAUUCUUUUUGCUUGUUAUCUGGCGAAACAAAUCAAGGUGCAAGGUGUAAGUAGUACCUAUUAG
Anopheles marshallii is the source of this 753-nucleotide messenger RNA. Its product is annotated as CD63 antigen. Gene Ontology annotation, cellular component: membrane. The transcript is spliced from 6 exons. The record is from RefSeq and is a predicted model, not a curated record. The coding region runs from base 7 to 753 and encodes 248 amino acids. Lineage: Eukaryota; Metazoa; Arthropoda; Insecta; Diptera; Culicidae.